Molecule: messenger RNA, 309 nt
Organism: Mucor mucedo
Lineage: Eukaryota; Fungi; Mucoromycota; Mucoromycetes; Mucorales; Mucoraceae
Exons: 2
Biological process (GO): mitochondrial electron transport, NADH to ubiquinone
Source: RefSeq, a predicted model, not a curated record
AUGCUUCGUCAUUCAGUUCAACGAUUAAGCGCCUCUACACUCAGAAAGACCUCUUUCAAGAGCGUGGCUGCUUACACCACCUCCAUGCAACCCUCUGCUAAGCCUAUUGCACCUGAGAUUCAACAAGCUGAGAACCGUACCACCACCUGGUCCAAGUCUCAAAUGCCCAAGGCUGAUGCCAUGGUUGGACCUCGUUUCGAACAAACCGAUAUCAGCACUCAGCCCAACCCUAUGGCUGCUAUUGACCUCAUUGCCGAAGUUCCCAUUAGAUAUGUUCAUGAGCGUAAGGCCCAUUGUGAUGGUGGUAAG